Molecule: messenger RNA, 1173 nt
Organism: Pogonomyrmex barbatus (red harvester ant)
Lineage: Eukaryota; Metazoa; Arthropoda; Insecta; Hymenoptera; Formicidae
Product: cell cycle checkpoint protein RAD1
Biological process (GO): DNA repair; DNA damage checkpoint signaling
Cellular component (GO): checkpoint clamp complex; nucleus
Source: RefSeq, a predicted model, not a curated record
GUUAACUGGUUGAUGCAAAUUAAGGGCCACUCUGGAGCAUUAUAUACACUUUUUCCAGAAGUAAAUUAUUGCAGCUGUGCUGCUUUUAGACAUCAAGUACUGACAAAUCGAUCCGCUUUCACUUGCAAGCAUGUUUUGGCAGCUUGGCUAGCCAGCAUUGACAACGAAAAAUUGUUGCAUCAACAAUUAGUGCAGAAGCAGUUUGAUAAUUUAUUGUUAUAUCAGGUUUCAUAUAAACACAAUGAACUCGAAUACAAAUGACUACAUUUUGGUUGCAAAAAUGGGAUUGACAAAUUUAAGGAUUGCAAUAGAAUUAUUAAAAACUGUCAAUUUUAAAGAGAUAGCUAUUUGCUUUGGCAAUGAAAACGGAUUGAAAGUAACAGUCGAAGAUGCAAAGUGUAUACAGGCCAGUGCGUAUAUUCCACGUACAAUUUUCGAUGAAUUUAAGUUAAAAGAAGACGUGAUGUUCUCAUUGAGUUUAAGCAUAUUGGUGGAGUGUCUUAGUAUGUUCCGAUCUACCUCAGAAGAAAAUUCCAUCGCAGUACAAAUAUUUUACAAAGGCAUAGGGUAUCCUUUAAGUAUUAUCAUUGUAGAAGAUGGUGUUAUAACAGAUUGCUCAUUACAAACUUUAGAAGUAGAUACAAUAUUAGACUUUCAUCUUGAUACAGGAGACGUUGUAAAUAAAAUAGUAUUGCAAACAGAAUUAUUGAAGGAUGCCAUGACCGAGUUAGAUUCAACUAGCGAAUUAGUCGAGUUAUGUUUAUCGCCGGAAGAACCCUUCUUCAGAAUUAGCACGGAGGGUCUAGGUGGCAUUUGCCACAUCGGUUUUCCCCAUGAUAGUGAUUUAAUAGAUACUUUCCAAUGUACAUCAACGGUAACAUCUAAUUUUAAAUUAACACACAUUAAACAGGCGAUGAAAGCUUUAUUGUGCGCUGAUAAAGUUUCCCUAAGAACCAAUAACACUGGCUUAUUGUGCUUUCAAUAUAUGAUUAAAACCGAAAGUGGACACGUCUGUUAUGUGGAAUAUUAUAUUUCUCCAUUAAUCGAUAUGUUCGAUUAAAUAGAGUGAUGAGCAAUAAUAGUAUGGACACAUUGCAUCAAAUCAGAAAUAGGCCAGAUGUCCAUCUAUGUAUACAGCUUUCUUUAAUAAAUACUUAAAUGUUUUGUAUAUUU